Saccharomycopsis crataegensis is the source of this 1056-nucleotide messenger RNA. Its product is annotated as mitogen-activated protein kinase. Gene Ontology annotation, molecular function: MAP kinase activity; ATP binding. Gene Ontology annotation, biological process: protein phosphorylation; intracellular signal transduction. The transcript has a single exon. The record is from RefSeq and is a predicted model, not a curated record. Gene Ontology annotation, cellular component: cytoplasm; nucleus. The coding region runs from base 1 to 1056 and encodes 351 amino acids. NCBI's taxonomy places the organism in Eukaryota, Fungi, Ascomycota, Saccharomycetes, Ascoideales, Saccharomycopsidaceae.
AUGACAGAGGAACCAAGACAAAUCUCAUUCAACGUUUCAGAUUACUACCAAAUCCUCGAAAUCGUCGGUGAAGGGGCCUACGGGAUCGUUUGCUCGGCCAUCCAUAAGCCAACCGGGCAGAAAGUGGCUAUCAAGAAGAUUGUUCCUUUUGAAAGAUCCAUGUUCUGUCUUCGGACCCUUAGAGAACUUAAGCUUCUCAAACAUUUCAACCAUGAGAAUAUCAUCAGUAUAUUGGAUAUUCAGAAACCUCUUUCAUACGAAACUUUCAACGAAGUAUAUCUUAUCCAAGAGCUCAUGGAAACCGAUUUGCACAGAGUCAUCAAGACUCAACAAUUAACUGACGAUCAUUGUCAAUACUUCAUUUACCAAACAUUGAGAGCCCUUAAGGCUAUGCACUCUGCCAGCGUGCUUCAUCGUGAUUUGAAGCCUUCCAACUUGUUACUCAAUGCCAAUUGUGACCUCAAGAUCUGUGACUUUGGUCUUGCUCGUUCAGUAGCCUCUUCCGAGGACAACUUCGGGUUCAUGACCGAAUACGUCGCUACAAGAUGGUACCGUGCCCCAGAAAUCAUGUUAACUUUCCAAGAAUACACAACUGCCAUCGAUGUGUGGUCGGUUGGGUGCAUCCUUGCGGAGAUGUUGAGCGGUAAACCACUUUUCCCUGGCCGUGAUUACCAUAACCAAUUAUACUUAAUCAUGGAUGUUCUUGGGACGCCAUUGAUGGAAGAUUAUUAUGGCAUUAAAUCUCGCCGUGCUCGUGAAUAUAUCCGUUCCCUCCCAUUCAAAAGAAAGGUUCCAUUCGAUCAAAUGUAUCCGAAUGCUAAUCCUCUUGCGCUUGACCUUCUUGAAAAAUUAUUAACCUUCAACCCGGCCAAACGUAUCACUGUUGAUGAUGCUUUGAAACACCCAUACUUGAAAUUGUACCAUGAUCCAAACGACGAGCCAAAUGCUCAGCCUAUCCCUGACGACUUCUUUGAUUUCGAUAAAAAGAAGGACGAUUUGAGCAUUGACGAACUCAAACAAUUAUUAUAUAAUGAAGUGAUGGCGCCAUUAUUUUGA